Molecule: messenger RNA, 1052 nt
Organism: Drosophila novamexicana
Lineage: Eukaryota; Metazoa; Arthropoda; Insecta; Diptera; Drosophilidae
Exons: 3
Coding region: 382-684 (100 amino acids)
Source: RefSeq, a predicted model, not a curated record
CGGUGCGUUGUGCCCGAAAAAAGUCGGAUAACUGCGGACGCGCAGCCAGGACAAAUGACAUUAGGAGCUUGGGUCAGGAGGAGCUCUCACAUCCGCAACAGCUGAGCAACUGGGCCAGGCCUUCACAUCACACACGCCCGAUUACACCCAUAUAUAUACAUAUGCGUAUAUAUACACUAUAUACAUAUACCCUAACUGUAUGCUCAUUAUGCCUAAUUGUGGCACAAAGUCAACAAACAACUUUUCUUGUGACGUCUUAUCACUGGCAACCGGAUCAAUAUUGGCCGCCAGUCAAGCUUUCCACUUUCCACUUGAAGCCGCCUCUAGAUAUCGCAUUCACCCGGCUGCAGCUCCAGUUAACUAUUCGCCAAGCCAAUAAAAAUGUUAAAUUUUCUACAUUUUCGAUUCUCUAACGGACAACCCGCAGGAGAUGGUCAUAUUACUUUUCCGCCGAUGCCGUUCUACGCGAUUCUCAUGAAUUCAAGUAGGCCCCACAUAUUGAAGUGUGCAUUUAGUUACGUGGAGGAGGCGGCUUCGACUUGCAGGAGGCGGCUUCGACUUGCAGGAGGCGGCUGCUUCGACGAGGAGGAUGAUGUUGCAGCUUCGACAAAGAGGAAGGGGCUCUGCCAUGGAGGAGUCGGCCGCUUUGAAAUGGUGAUGGCGUCAGUAGCAGCUUGGAGGUGACGGCUGCUUCUUCAAUGAGGAAACGGCGGCUUUGACAAGGAGAAAGCGGCUUCGACAAGGAGGAGACGGCCCUGGCAUGGAAAAGGCAGCUGCUUCGACGAGGAGGAGUAUGUGGCAGCUUCGACAAGGAGGAAGCGGCUGCUGCGACAAGGAGGAGGUGGUGGCUUAACAUGGAGGAAGCGGCUGCUCAGACGAGGAGGAAGUGGUUGCUUUGUCAAGGAGUAGGAUGUGGCUGCUUCGACAUGAAGGAAGCGACGGCUUUGAAAAUUCGCUGCGCUGCACAUUUAAAGAAAGAAUCGAAUUUAAACUUAAGCUGUAAUAAGCCUUCUCGGAUACAUCAAAAAAAUAAUAUAUAUGUGUGAAUAUCA